CUGAUCACAACUGCUGGAUUGGUCCUGUCCUGGACUUCUAUUUCGGCAGGCACUGUAGCUGACCUUUCGUUCCUCGCACUCGUUUGCACCCGAGGCGACUUUAUGGCAUAUGAGUAGCUGUACAUGGUACGUCGAGUAAUCUGUGUAGCUUGUAUCGCUCAAUAGCCAAAGUGCUCGCCAUGCGCACCAGCCGGCCGCCUCUCAGCGCGUACAGCAACAGCAGGCAUGGCUACGGCUAUGGAUCUGCAGCUGUCAGCCAGGGACCGCGCCCGGCGUCACGCGGGCUGCUGCCUGUUCGCUCGGGCACUACGGUGCCCAGGGCGUUUGCGAGCCCGAGCUCGGCCUACUCGGCCCGACCUGUCCUGCUGGAGUCGCGCAGCCUCUCCCCACGGAGUGGCUCUGUGCCGUCGGUGCUCGCUGGCAGCGGUGGCCGGCGCCCCAUCGCCCCCGCCGUCCCCCCGCCUUCCAGCCGGCAGCUGGAGCAGGCGGCUGCUGGGGGCGGCGGCGCCAGCAGCAGCAGCCGUGGCGAAGGCCGCAUGGGCGGACGCGGCAGAGGGCGUGGUGGCUUCCGGGGCCGUGGAGGCACAGCUGCCUCGGAUGACGAAACGCUGGAGGAGCUGCAAGCGGCCGUGACUUGCCAGCUGCCGGGCUGGGUGGAGCGGGAGGACACAGCCGCCAUCAGCAACGCCUUCCGCAAGGCCGUGCAGUAUCGCUCGGGCAAUGGAGGCGCCGCCACGGCAGCUCGCAUCCGCUCCGGCAUCAUUGCUGACCUCUCAGCCGCCUAUCUGCCCCUGGUGCCGCGCAUUCGGAAGCCGUUUGACUGCCGCAUGCCGCUGUGGGCUUUGGGAAAGGCUGGGAUUGGCAGCAAGGGCCCAGAGGUGCAGCUGGCGAAUGCAUUGUUGCAGCGGCUGCUAGACCCGGCAGUCAUUGCGGCGGCAACCGCCAUGGACCUGUCUCUUGCGCUUUACGCGCUGGGCAAGCUGCGUGAAGGCUGGCAGCAGAACGGCGAAGGGUGGGAUCAAAGCCUUGGCAAACUGACGGAUGCAAUAAAGACCAGGCUCACGGCGGCAGUCGGGCACGGCUUCAACGCGCAGGACGUGUCCAACAGCCUGUGGGCGUGCGCCAAGCUGGGGCUCGCGGACGCGGACCUGCUGCAGCGACUUGCAGAGGCGGGCGCGGCGGUUGCUGGGGAUAUGACACCACAGGCACUCAGCAACAGCCUCUGGGCUCUAGAGGCUCUGGGGUGCACGGGGCCAGCAUACCGGGCAGCGGUUCAGGUACUGUGCGGGGAGGCGCUGCGGCGGCUCCGGACACCCAAGCUCGCUGAAGCAUUCAAGCCACAGGACUUGUCGAACAUCCUGCUGGCGCUGGAGGGGCUGCAGCUGGGCAGCGAGCAGGCACAGUUGGUGUCGGCGGUGGCGGCAGAGGACGUGCGGCGGGGCUUCACAAGGUACAACUCUCAGGACAUCAGCAACUCCACCUGGGCCCUCGCCAAAAUGGGGUUCGGCGUGGGCCCGGAGGCGCCGGCAGAGCAGCGGCAGUGGGUCACAGCAGCCCUGGACGCAGCUAUGCGGCCAGGCACAAUGGCGACAGCAACACCACAGAAUUGGUCCAACCUGCUGUAUGCGCUUUCGGUAAUGCGCCACCAGCCGCCGCCAGUACUGCUAGACGCGGGUGCAGCGGCAGCCAUGCGCGCCAACAGUGUCAAUGGCCCGCAGGACUGCGCGAACACGCUGUACGCGCUGGCGGUGCUGCAGCUGCGGCAUGCCGGUUUGGAGGCGGCGGUGUGCGGCCGGCUGGGCGAGCUGCAGCAGGAAGACCUGGAGUCACUGACUGAGCAAGGUCUGGCAAACAGCCUAUGGGCCGUGGCCGUGUUCGGAGAAACGGGUUCUCCGGCCAUGCAACAGCUAGCAAUGCAGCUGGCACGCGACGCAGCAAUCCGUUGGGAGGAGUUUGCCGACGAGGGCUUGACACAGUUGUGGCAGGCGCAGCAAGCGCUAGGCGGCGAGGUGGCGGCGGCCCUGCGCGGCAACAGGAGUCUGCAGGCGGCGAUGGAUAAGGCAGUGGCGACGUACCGGGAAGAUACCAAGCACCUGCCGGAUGACCAGAAGCAGCUCCUCGCAGCGCUGCGGCGGCUUGAGCAGCACGGGAGGGAGACAGCAGGAGGCCUUGCCGUCCAGUCCGUACAAACAGGCGUUGUUGCGCAAGGCGUGUUGACCCCUGUGGAUGCGGUGAUGGGGCUGGUUGACGGGCGGCAGGUGGCAGUGGAGAUGCUCGGACCGAAACGCUUCAUCUACAACCGUAAGCAGGACGAUCCCACCGCUGUGAACGGCGGUACAGGCAUGCGCAAUCGGCAGCUGCGGCGGGCGUUUAGCGAGGGCGGCGUCUUGCUGGUGCCGCACUGGGAGUGGGAGGGCCUGAAGAGCCCGGAGGAGCAGGAGGCCUACCUGCUGCUGCGGCUGCAGGAGGUGGCUGCGGCUGCAGAAACCCAGGCGGCGGCGGCAGCAGCUCAGGGGGCAGGGAAGACCUCAGCUCGCACAUCGGCGGCAGGCGCGGCCGCUGCUCCUGCACCUGCACGCCCCGGUAGCAGCGGUAGCAGUAGCAGCCGCGGCGGCCGUGGCGGCGGCAGUCCUGGCAGCCCCCAGCUGCUGACACGGCCCCCGCGGCGGCGCGUUUGAGUGGUUGCAGGGUUGAAAUGAACAAGCCGGGUUGUGUUGCCUGCAAAGAGGCUGUUGAAUGGUGCAAGGAUGUUUAGGAGAGGAUCAGGGCGUACACGCGUGUUGCGGCGUUUCUGCGGGUUGUAUGUGUGGGAACUUGGUGGACGGCGGCGGUUGGCGCACAUUGCUUGAAACAUCAUGCACGGCACGGCUAUGUAUGGGCUGAGGUCGAACACCAUGAUAACUAGGUAACGAUUGCUGCAGCUGGUCAGCGGGCGGUUUGUGUUUGCAUGUGGUGUUGUCGCUGGCCCGCUUGUUGGAUCGCCGCCGCGGGCGGGACAGGCGGCGUCAGGGCGAGCGAGAGAGUUGCAAUCAUGAGUUGUACUGGUCAAGGAGAGACAUGACGAGUUUGAGAGGCUGUAUUCAUGUGAGACUGCCGGUAGGGGCGGCGGCGAGUAGCGCCUGUGCACGUGUGAGAAUCCACGUGUAUGGGGCCACCUAAGCCGUGUAUGGGGGAUAGUCCUCUGGUCAGCUGCAGGGGAUGAGAAAAGGGGAUUCCAAGCAAGUCCCACACAUGCAUGUGCGGGGAGCUGGCCUUCUGCGGCUGUGGGAGGGGUAGUGGCGUGCAGGUGUUCUGGGUUGCAAGCGGGAAUCCGGUACAGUUCAUGUUGUGAUUCGCAAUGUGCAGAUAGAUGUAGGGACUACGAGAGGGGGAGUAAGUCAGGGCCGCAGUGCCGCCCCUGGAGUUAAGGGCGAUGGAAAGGACUGACCAGCCGCCUCGCCACAGUGCAAGUUCUGACGAGUCUUGGGUUGAGGGAAAGGAGUACGGUAUGUGCUAGGGAGCGACUUCACGCGGGGACUUCAACUGUACGAGACCCUGCGCCGUACAUAGCACCCCUGUCUAGCACUCUAGCGCCCCCAUGGGGCAAGUUACGGGGUGCCCUGAACCGCGCGUGUCCCCCGUGCGCUGCGCUCCGCUGGAGGUUGGCGGGGCUGCAUCAUAAUACAUGAGAGCCCAUGUGGGCCAAGCAGAACCAUCAAGGCCGUACAAGGGGAGGGGCCAUGGUCGCAUGUAGUCCUGGAUUGGGGCUGCGAAGUGGAAGACCCAUGUAUACGGGAGGAAGGCCGCCAACCAGAAAGCCGCGUGCGGCACUUUGCUUCUGGAUGGAGAUUGGAGAGGCGUGCAGGGGUGGGGGCUUGGGCGCAAGCGGGCAGGCGCGAUGCGUGGCAAAGCUCACGCCCGGCGAUUGGUGCAGUGACUGCAGUCGCAACCCUGCAGGUAGGGACCGUGAGAGUGAGAGGGGGAAGGAGGCUGUUAGCUAGCUGCGAGGCACACGGACCCACAGAGGCUGCCGUACGUUAUACUGUGCC
Chlamydomonas reinhardtii is the source of this 4028-nucleotide messenger RNA. RefSeq lists its product as uncharacterized. Bases 180 to 2678 code for a protein of 832 amino acids. Gene Ontology annotation, cellular component: mitochondrial matrix; ribonucleoprotein granule. Gene Ontology annotation, molecular function: RNA binding. The record is from RefSeq and is a predicted model, not a curated record. Gene Ontology annotation, biological process: regulation of mitochondrial mRNA stability; chloroplast rRNA processing; mitochondrial RNA processing. NCBI's taxonomy places the organism in Eukaryota, Viridiplantae, Chlorophyta, Chlorophyceae, Chlamydomonadales, Chlamydomonadaceae. The transcript is spliced from 2 exons.